Molecule: messenger RNA, 1181 nt
Organism: Neltuma alba
Lineage: Eukaryota; Viridiplantae; Streptophyta; Magnoliopsida; Fabales; Fabaceae
Product: nicotianamine synthase
Exons: 1
Coding region: 38-964 (308 amino acids)
Biological process (GO): nicotianamine biosynthetic process
Molecular function (GO): nicotianamine synthase activity
Source: RefSeq, a predicted model, not a curated record
ACAGGGCUAAUUGUAGGGAUAACCUCAUAGUGUCGACAUGGUUGGCGAGCAAGAGCUGCUGGUUGACAAAGUCUGCGGGCUGUAUGAUCAAAUCUCAAGGCUACAGAGCCUGAAGCCCUGCAAAAAUGUCGACAUGCUUUUUACCCAGCUCGUCCUCACAUGCAUGCCACCUAUACCCAUCGAUGUCACCAAGCUCAGUUCCCGCGUCCAACAGAUUCGAUCCAAACUUAUAAGAAUCUGUGGUGAGGCCGAGGGACUUUUGGAGAGCCACUACUCCUCCAUCCUAGCCUCCCACCACGACCCUCUCCGCCAUCUCCACCUCUUUCCUUACUAUUCCAAUUACCUCAAGCUCAGCCUUCUCGAGUUCAGCAUCCUCAGCCAACACUACCCCCGUGUCCCUUCCAAGAUCGCCUUCGUCGGCUCCGGCCCCCUUCCUCUCACUUCCAUUGUAUUGGCCUCCAACCACCUUCCCUCCACGGUGUUUCACAACUUUGAUAUCGACCCCGUAGCCAAUUCCAAGGCCGCGCGCUUGGUUUCUUCUCAUCCUGACCUGUCCAAGCGCAUGGUGUUUCACACCAGUGAUAUAUUGCGAGUCUCAGAGGAGUUGCAGGAGUAUGAUGUUGUUUAUCUGGCGGCUCUUGUGGGGAUGGGGAAAGAAGAAAAGACUCGAAUCAUUGAUCAUUUGGCCGAGCACAUGGCCCCUGAUGCGCUUCUGUUGCUGAGGAGUGCGCACGGGGCUCGGGCUUUUCUGUACCCCGUGGUUGACCCUUGCGAUCUCGCGGGCUUUGAGGUUCUCUCUGUGUUCCACCCCACUGAUGAUGUCAUCAAUUCAGUAGUCGUGGCUCGUAAGUUUGCUGUGCCAACACAAAACCUUGCCUCUGCCAUGCUGCUCAACCUCGAUGAUCUCAAGCAUGGAGAUAUGAUUAACGAGGGAUUAUUGCAGGCUGACGUGGAGGAGGACUGAACGUCGCCUACCCCUGUACGUCUUAUCACAAAUAUCACUUGUAUUUGUGUGAUCUCCUGGUAUCGCUCUACGCACUUGUUUGACUUAGUUUCAGUCAUGUCUUCCUUAAUUGUUUGCGAAUCAUCUAGCUAGUAGCUAGCGAUUGGUAUGUAUAUUUUCUCGUGGUGUCGUCUAUGAUUUUUUCAAAGAAAUAAAAAGACCAGCGAUUAUGUGUUUA